AAAGUGCGGCUGGGGGAACUGACGUGAGUAAGGGCUGCGCGGCUGAAACCGGCGAGCGAGGGAGCACGUUGUCCUAAGUGCUUGUAGUCACUCAUUCUAAUACCACUUUUUGUACUAAAGCCACUUAAACUUGAGACAAUCGACCCCUGUUGAGUACUGAAGAAGAAAUGGUGAUGGAGAAGCCAAGUGCCCAGCUGGUCGGGCGGGAGUUUGUCCGACAGUACUACACACUCCUCAACCAGGCGCCCGACUACUUGCACAGGUUCUAUGGCAAGAACUCGUCGUACGUCCACGGCGGGCUGGACACGAGUGGCAAGCCUCUUGAGGCCGUUUAUGGACAGUCGGACAUCCACAAGCGUGUGAUGGCGCUGAGCUUCCGCGACUGCCACACCAAGAUCCGUCAUGUGGAUGCGCACGCCACCCUGAAUGAGGGCGUGGUGGUGCAGGUCAUGGGGGAGCUCUCCAACAACAUGCAGCCCAUGAGGAAGUUCAUGCAGACCUUCGUGCUUGCCCCAGAGGGAACGGUGGCGAACAAGUUUUACGUUCACAACGACGUCUUUCGCUACCAAGAUGAAGUCUUUGCCGAUUCCGACUCUGAGCCACCUGAAGAGUCUGAUGAGGAUGUGGAGGAGCUGGAGGAGCGUGUUCCCUCUCCGGACGUCAUGGCUGACGAGUCUGUGCCUGCUUUCUACCAACCCAUUACGGAAGCAUCACACCCUGCUGAGGGGGAAGAAGCGGCGGCGAGCCCUCAGCCGGAACCAGAAGUAGAGAGGGAAGCGGAGGUUGUCAACGCGGUGGAGCUGAAGGCCGCCCCCGCGCUGGAGACACAAAGUGAAACGCCCGCACACGCAGCCAAUGAGCAGACAGACAAGGACGCUGGCACAGAACCUGCUGAAACGGCGCCCGCCGCGCCGGAGGAGAACCGGCCAUUCUCGUGGGCGUCUGUGACUAGUAAGAAUCUCCCGCCCAGUGGUACCGUCCCCGUGUCUGGCAUCCCGCCACACGUUGUCAAAGCCUCCCCCGCUGCCCCGGUGCGGGUUGACGUUAAGUCAGAGUCCCAAUCGGCAUCACAGAGACCUCCGCAGCGGGACCCCCGGCCGCGAGAGCAGCGCCCCGGUGCUCCUACCCCUGCACACAGAGGACCACGCCCAAUUCGUGAGGGUGAGCAGGGUGAGGCGGAAGUGAGGCGGAUGGUGCGUUACCCCGAUGCCCAUCAACUGUUUGUGGGGAACGUACCACACGCCGUCGACAAGAGUGAACUUAAGGAGUUCUUUGAGCAGUACGGAACAGUUUUGGAAUUGCGGAUCAACAGCGGAGGAAAACUUCCCAACUUUGGCUUUGUGGUGUUUGAUGACUCGGAUCCAGUUCAGAAGAUCUUGAGCAGUCGGCCCAUCAAGCUGCGUGGCGAAGUGCGCCUCAACGUGGAGGAGAAGAAGACGCGCUCAGCCCGGGAAGUCGAACGGCGGGAUGUGCGGCCUCGCGGGCCAGGGGGACUAGGCGGUCCGCGAGAGCGCAUCGGCGGUGGUGCUCCCAGGGGCCCGCCUGGGGUGGCCCGUGGGGGAGCUGCCCAGAAGCCCAGCUUUGGUUCCGGCCGAGGUGCACCACCCAGUGAGGGCCGCUACUCAGCGCAGCGCCCGUGAGGCGGAUGGUGGUGAUGUCUUGAUGAUUGGACUUGACCAAAUUGACCUUGGAGCGUCCUUCAUGUCUUUGGACUUUAGUUUAGUUUGCAGAGUUUUGGUCGUGUCACUGUCCUGUCCUCGCUGCCAUCUUGACUCACGGACGUGUCCUGUUGUAUUUUUUUUUCCUUCCCUUUUCCCCUCCAAGUGGACUGGAAGUGGGAAGUGGACUUGAAUCUCCCCCUUGUUCUGUUCCUUAAAGGAACGCCGCGCUGGUGCUGGAGGCACCGGCAUCUUUUUAGCAAGCUUGGCACUUCCCGCUGAGCAUGCCCACCACAACUAAAUUAAAACGAGUUCCUCUUUUAAAAACCUA
Molecule: messenger RNA, 1989 nt
Organism: Syngnathus acus (greater pipefish)
Lineage: Eukaryota; Metazoa; Chordata; Actinopteri; Syngnathiformes; Syngnathidae
Gene: g3bp1
Product: GTPase activating protein (SH3 domain) binding protein 1
Exons: 12
Coding region: 168-1640 (490 amino acids)
Cellular component (GO): cytosol; ribonucleoprotein complex
Molecular function (GO): mRNA binding
Source: RefSeq, a predicted model, not a curated record